Molecule: messenger RNA, 1183 nt
Organism: Haliotis rubra (blacklip abalone)
Lineage: Eukaryota; Metazoa; Mollusca; Gastropoda; Lepetellida; Haliotidae
Product: asparagine-rich protein-like
Exons: 8
Coding region: 125-826 (233 amino acids)
Source: RefSeq, a predicted model, not a curated record
UGUGCAACGUCAAGCGCGUCCCUCAUACCAAAGUGAGUAGUUUUUGGAAGCUGAACUGUGCAUAACUCUCACAGACAAAUCUUUGGGUAGCAAGGACUGCGGCCUGCACAGUACAGUUUACAGGAUGGAGAAAUCAAUAUGGAGAGGAUGUUUGGCAUGCAUGGCCUUCGCUGUGACCUUUUCUUUGACCUCAGCACAAGGAACCUGUUACUUCGCGGAAGUGCCCGGCAACAACACCGUCUACCUUGACACCUACUCCGGCAAGAUCAUGCCAUGUGCUAACGGGACUGUGUUCAACGUCAAGACAUGCACGUGUGUGCACGGAGAAAACACAUUUAAGUGGUGCAGACCUCGAUUUGCAAUGGAUUUUAACUCGAAGAUAAUGAAGAACAAGGUGAUACGUUACAAUAUUGGCGGUGGCGAAACCCUGGAUCUGUACGAGGGAUUUGCUCACUUCACCCCCAGCUCCUCCGCCAUCUUCUGGACGUUUGAAGACCGGCCCUUUGACCCAAAUCUUCAGGUUCAGAUGAGAUUUAAGGACGACCCUACAUCUAAGGCAAAGAAACAGGUUCUGCUCACCAACUGUGAUGCCAAAGACCCUCCUGGACAACCCUCUCUCCUGAUCUUGUUAGACAAGACACAACGGAAUCAUGGCAGGAAAGAUCUCGUGAGAGUUCGCGUGAGAACUUACAAUAUGUCACAAGGUGUGGAGGUCUCCGUGCCGUUCAAGUCGGGGGGAGUUCAACACUCUGGUCGUCUUGAAGGCAAUGGACGCGCUCAGCGUCCGGAUAGACUACGAGUUUGGCGGUCGCACCAUCAACAGUAACAGACUGAUCGGUGACCUCGUGAAGAGCAAGAGUGCUUUGCGUCUUGGUUCGUGUGCCGGGCAACACAACGGCUUCGUCGGUGUCAUGGACUGGUUCGAUUACUAUCCCUGUUGGCCAAAAGUUUAAAGAAGGGAGACAACUGCUGUACUCUCAUCACAGCCGCACUUGUACUGAUCACAUUUCAGUCUCAUUUCAACAACACAAACCUGUCGUGUGCGAGACGAUUCCACCUUGCCAUUCCGUUUUCUUUGAUCAAGGAGUGUUUUACCAACAUAAAGAAAUAUUUUCUCAGCUGAAACUCUUUCUUCAUCAGAUGUCCUUUACAUACAAUUGGAAUAAAGCAAUAUUGGUCACAG